This is a messenger RNA of Trichechus manatus latirostris (Florida manatee), 2002 nucleotides long. It is a transcript of the gene C5AR2, whose product is annotated as complement C5a receptor 2. The transcript has 2 exons. Gene Ontology annotation, biological process: chemotaxis; positive regulation of cytosolic calcium ion concentration; phospholipase C-activating G protein-coupled receptor signaling pathway. Gene Ontology annotation, cellular component: plasma membrane. Gene Ontology annotation, molecular function: complement component C5a receptor activity; G protein-coupled receptor activity. The record is from RefSeq and is a predicted model, not a curated record. The coding region runs from base 151 to 1164 and encodes 337 amino acids. NCBI's taxonomy places the organism in Eukaryota, Metazoa, Chordata, Mammalia, Sirenia, Trichechidae.
GCAACAAUAGGCUCAAGCAUUACAACAAUUGUGAGGAGGGCACUGGACCAGGCGGCAUUUAGUUCUGUUGUACAGGUAGUCCCAGACUUACGAGGGGGUUCAGUUUCAACGACUCUGUCGUAAGUCGGUUGUGAUGCGUCCAGCACUUGGAUGGAGAACGCGUCUGUCACCUACGACUACAAGGACUACGGUGAGAUUCCGAGUCUCCCCGUGGACUGCCCAGAUGAAUUUUGCCUCACCGCCGACACCCUCCGCAUGGCGCCGCUCCUGCUGUAUGCCGUGGUCUUCCUCGUGGGCAUACCGGGCAAUGCCAUGGUGGCCUGGGUGACGGGAAAGGAGGCCCGUCAGCGCACCAGGGCCACCUGGUUCCUCCACCUGGCCGUGGCCGACCUGCUCUGCUGUCUCUCUCUUCCCAUUCUGGCGGUGCCCAUUGCCUAUGAAGGCCAUUGGCCAUACGGGGCAGUGAGCUGUCACGUUCUGCCCUCUGUCAUCUUGCUGUCCAUGUACGCCAGCGUCCUGCUCUUGACCGCGCUCAGUGCUGACCUCUGUCUGCUGGCCUUCAAGCCUACCUGGGGGGCUGUCACCAGGCGGACACACAGGGUGCAGGCAGCUUGUGUGGCAGCCUGGGCCCUGGCCUUGCUGCUGACUGUACCCUCUGCCAUCUACCGCCGGCUGUACAAGGAACACUUCCCAGCCCGGCUGGAGUGCGUGGUGGACUAUGGUGGCUCAGCCACGGCUGAAGGCAUGGUGACUGCCAUCCGAUUUAUUGCCGGCUUCUUGGGGCCACUGCUGGUCGUGGUCAGCUGCCACAGUGCCCUCAUGUGUCGUGUAGCCCAAUGCCACAGGCCACUGGGCACCGCCGUAGUGGUGGGGUUUUUUGUCUGUUGGACCCCCUAUCACGUGCUGAGGCUAGUACUUGCUGUUGCUGCCCCCAAUUCCGUGCUCCUGGCCAGGGCCCUGAGGGGUGAGCCCCUGGUUGUGGGCCUUGCCCUGGCUCACAGCUGCCUCAAUCCCACACUCUUCCUAUACUUUGGGCGGGCACAACUCUGCCAGUCACUGCCAGCUGCGUGUCGCUGGGCCCUGAGGGAGUCCCAGAGCAAAGAGGAAAGUGUGUUGAGCAAGAAAUCCACCAGCCAUGACCUGGUCUCGGAGGUAGAAGUGUAGGCUAGAGGGAAACUUGUUCGUAUCAUUUGAUCCUGUUUCACAAAACUGGCUUCAGGCAUAGCUAGAUCCAGGGGCUCAACAAUGUCUUCAUUUGUUCCUUCCUUUAUUCAGCAAUCAUUCACUGUGCAUCUGCUAUGUGGAAAGCUCUGUCUAAGCACUGAGGAUACAGUAAUGAACAAAACAGACAUAAAUCCCUGCCCACAUGGAGCUGAUAUUCUAGUGGACAGAGACAGAUAGCAAGCAAACAAAGGCAUGCAGAAAAUGUCAGGUGGUGAUAAGUGCUAAGAAACCUAAAGUAGUGUGAGGGUGGGUUGGGGCAGGGAUAUAGGCCAGCCAAGCAAGGCCCCUUGGGGAAGACGAUAUGUGAGCCAAGACCUGAUGAAGGGAAGGGAGGGAGGAACCAUGCUUAAAUCUAGGGGAAAAGUGCUCCAAGCAGAGGAAAGAACAAGUACAAAGGUCCUGAGGCAUGAAGUGCUUGGCAUACUUUAGGAACAGUGGGGAGGCCAGUGUGGAUGGAGUAGAAUGAGCAAGGGGAAGAAUGGUAUUAGAUGAGGCCAGAGAUAUAGGAAGGGCCAGAUUUUUACAGCCUUCUAGGUCACAGCAAGUGUUUCGGGAAACACUGGGAGCGUUCUGAGCUGAGGUUGCUAGAUAAGAUACAGGAUGCACAGUUAAAUUUAAAUUUCAGAUAAACAAUGAAUAAUUUUUAAAUAUAAAUAUGUCCCAUGAGAUAUUUGGGACGUUUGUCGUUGUUGGUAGCUGCCAUCAGUUUGGCCCCCGACUCAUGGUGACCCGUGCAGAAUGGAACGAAAUGCUGCCCAGUGCUGCACCAUCCCCAUGA